CGCCCUCCUGUCCCUCUCUUGAUAUGCCUGUCUCUCUCUCUCUCUCUCUCUCUCUCUCGUCGUCGUCUCCCCUCACAUACUUCUUUAUUGUCCUCUCUUGGAAGCCAACUCAAGUUACCCAUCUCUCUCCCCUCUCCUCUUCCUCUCCUUGUGUGGUGUAUUCUCUUGCUCCUCUCCUGUUGCUUGCUUGGUGUAAAGAAAAGAUAGCUCACUUUCCACAGCCCCGGGCGGCCCAUCUCUCACAUCCUGCUUCCCCUCCACCCUACCUCCUUUUCUGCCCCCCCACAAAACCAAAACAAGCUUGCUAGAUUGCUUGCUACUAGCUUACCUCCAAGCAGAUCGAGCCAACCUGCAACUUGCUUCUUCAAGAGAUCGCGCGCUGUCCUGCUGCCCUAGCCUUCUUCGUUUCGUUCUCCUUCGUGCCAACACAUACAUGCAUGCACCCAAGCUGCUGCUGCUGCUGCUUCCUGUGCAUCACACGGCUCUUCUUGGCUAGCUAGCCUUUUUAGCUAGCUUGGUGUGCCAGUGCUGAUUGCAAAGGAGCGAGACGGGAGAAUUAUUGAGCUAGCGGUUGGCAUCAGCCGCGCGCAUCCACUAUAGAGGCAGGCAGCGACCAGCGAGCGCAAGGGAUCGAUCGGCAAAGGGCGCCCUAGCUAGCUAGCUCUAGCUGCCGCGCGCCACAGCCAUGUGCGACUACUUCCUUCCGAGGAUGGAGGGCGACCAGGCCGGCGGCGGCGGCGGCGACCUUACCGACAUCGUCCGGUCCGGCGGGGCCAUCCCUGGCAACGCCGCUGAGAUGUCGUCCACGGCCGCCGCGGACGAGUGGCAGCUCCAGGGGGACCCGAUGCUCUUCCCGCCGCUUCCCUCGUCCACGACGUCGGAAGCAGCAGCCUGCUCCGCCGGCGGGGGCACAGGUGCCGACGUCUUCGGCGCCGACCCUUUCUCGGGGCUCGUGGACCCGUUUAGUACCGACUACUCCUCAGGCGCCGACUUCUUGGACGCCAUGCCGGACGCGAUGGCCAAGGUCGGCUUCGACACGGCUAUCUGUGGCGGCAGCGGCAGCGGCUGCGGAGGAGGCGGAGCAGGCGGAGGCGGCCAGCUGAUAGACAUGAGCCGGAAGCAGCCUCUCUUGCCGCGGGGGGUGCAGAUGCCGGCGCUUGGAGUGCUGGCGCCGAGGAUGGUGUUGCCGUCGCCGUUGUCGUCGCCGAGGGAGAUACGACCGUACCCGCCGUUAGCCGGCGACAUGGUCAAGCUCGGGAUCACGGCCGGGCAGGUGGCCGGGUGCGCCAUCGACGCAGCCGUCGUCGGCAUGCAGAUGUCUUCGCCUCGCUCCGCGGGCGGGAUCAAGCGCAGGAAGAACCAGGCAAGGAAGGUGGUAUGCAUCCCGGCGCCGACAGCAGCUGGGGGAAGACCAACUGGAGAGGUGGUUCCUUCUGAUCUCUGGGCCUGGAGGAAGUACGGCCAGAAGCCUAUCAAGGGUUCUCCUUAUCCAAGAGGGUACUACAGAUGCAGCAGCUCAAAAGGGUGCUCAGCACGGAAGCAAGUGGAACGCAGUCGGACUGACCCAAACAUGCUCGUCAUCACCUACACCUCUGAGCACAACCAUCCAUGGCCGACUCAGCGCAACGCCCUGGCCGGGUCAACUCGGAAUCACCACGGCAAGAACAGCGGCGGCAGCUCAGGUUCCAAGAGCUCACAGAACGAGAAGCAACAGCAACAGCAGCAACCAAACAACGUCAAGGAAGAGCCCAAGGAUCCGGCGGCCACGACGACAACCACUAGCACGAUUACUACCACAACUACUAGUACUUCUCCGGCAGCGGUUGUGAAAGAGGAGACGCUGGCAGCUGGAUCAUCGUCAGAGGCACUGGGGCAACAAGUCAUGGAUACUACAGCGCUAGCAGUAGUAGACCACAACAUUGAACUCAUGGACCAGGUGUUCGGCGAGAGCUACAAGCCGAUGAUACCGGAGGCCGGCCACUCUGACGACUUCUUCUCCGACCUCGCGGAGCUGGAGUCAGAUCCCAUGAGCCUAAUCUUCUCCAAAGAGUACAUGGAAGCGAAACCCAGCAGCGGUGGUGAUCGUGGCCACCAUCAGGAGAAAGCAAUGUCCAAGGACUUGGAUCCAUUGUUUGACAUGCUAGAUUGGUCUACUAAUUCCUCAUCAGCUGGGAGCCCAUUUGAGCAAGGAAAGAGAGGCUAAUCCGAUCCAUUGGCUUAUGUGCACACAUACAUUUGAUCAGCAGCUAAUAAUGAUAACCAGAAAUUAAAAUUACCACAAGAUCAGCAAGGAAAUUAAGUUGAGAGAGUUUUCCUUCUUUUUUUUUCGCUUUCUUCUUUGCUUCUUAUUACCAUUGUGUGGUGAGAGAGAUUGGAUUUUUUUGUUCUUAGAUAUGAACCUUAUUUUUUAAGGUUUGUGUCAGGUUGCUUGGUGUACUUAUAUGCAUGAGAUGAAUAGCCCCCUGAUGAGGAUUCUUCUCUCUCUCUCUCUCGUGUAGUAGAGGACUCUCCAUUAUUGGCAUGGCAUAGCAGAGUUUAUGAA
This is a messenger RNA of Sorghum bicolor (sorghum), 2542 nucleotides long. RefSeq lists its product as uncharacterized. Gene Ontology annotation, molecular function: DNA-binding transcription factor activity; transcription cis-regulatory region binding. Gene Ontology annotation, biological process: regulation of DNA-templated transcription. Gene Ontology annotation, cellular component: nucleus. The record is from RefSeq and is a predicted model, not a curated record. Bases 686 to 2203 code for a protein of 505 amino acids. Lineage: Eukaryota; Viridiplantae; Streptophyta; Magnoliopsida; Poales; Poaceae. The transcript has 3 exons.